Molecule: messenger RNA, 1581 nt
Organism: Metarhizium brunneum ARSEF 3297
Lineage: Eukaryota; Fungi; Ascomycota; Sordariomycetes; Hypocreales; Clavicipitaceae
Source: RefSeq, a predicted model, not a curated record
AUGUACUGGCUGCGGCGCGGCAGCAUUGUGCUGGCGCUAUUGUUGGUGGCUUCUUUCAUUGCCUGGUUCGUCCCGCGAGUCCUCGACCCAACGACGCAUGGCCCAGCCAGACGAGCCCGCGAUAGCCUUUGGGUGAGCAGCAGCCCCUACUGGAUUGACCGUCAACUGUGUCGCUGGCUGAGUCUUUGCGGCCUGCAUCACCUGCGCCGUGAUCCCGCCUCGCUGCCGAACCUGGACGCUGUGUCCGUCGACAACGUUGACGACCAGGUGUGGAGCGAGCUUCGCAGGAGAUCCGCUGAACCCCUGUCGUGGGAAGACAGAACAUCCGACGAGUCCGGCGCUGCAACUGCCAAAAGACAGGACAAGAAGAGAAACACUUUCGAGAGGCGACGAAUCCUCAAGGACAUUCCCGACUACGUUCUCAAGCACGCACCCCUGGUACACCUGUACUCUGGCGAGCAGUUUUGGCCAUCCGAUAUCCGCGAGCAUGUGCGCCAUAUGGAAGUCGUCGUUGACGAUGAGUUGGUCAACAUCACCGAUGACAAACUGACGCUAGACAAUCUUCACCGCCUCAAUAAGUUCGAAGGCGUUAUCACUCUUCACAGCCUCGAUGAUGUCGAAACCCGGCCCACUUGGCUACACAGCCAUGACAAUACUCCUAGCCCCUUUGACGACGAUGGAGAUGGUCGUGGCCACAAGGGCGAGCAUAGCAGUGGUGCACCUGCUGGAGGCGAACGCACAACUUGGUUCGAUGUGGACAAGGAUACUCCCUUGCAUCGAAUCUCCGACCCGCGGCUCCGCGGCUCCCAGCGCCGACUGCGAUCCCGGUCCCGUGAGCCCCGCCUCCAACGCCGAGGACAUAAACCCGACGCCAACGGCUAUUCUCGAGCUCCCGCUGUCCUUGUUAUCGUAGACAAGGGAUCGGGCAUCAUCGAUGCAUUUUGGUUCUUCUUUUACUCGUACAACUUGGGGCAGACAGUUCUUGGUAUCCGCUUCGGCAACCAUGUCGGCGACUGGGAGCAUUCCAUGGUGCGGUUUCAAAAUGGCGUUCCCAAAGGCAUUUACUUUUCGGAACACGAGGGCGGCCAAGCCUACGCAUGGGAUGCCGUAGAGAAACGUGGUGAUCGCCCCGUCAUUUACUCGGCUGUUGGUUCACACGCCAUGUAUGCCACGCCUGGCGACCACCCCUAUGUCCUGCCAUUCAAGCUGCUCAAGGACGUCAGCGACAGAGGUCCACUCUGGGAUCCAGCGCUGAACAAUUACGCCUACCACUACAACUACAAAUUGGAGAAGCACACCGAGAUGGAUGAGGAGUCUAUCGAGGGUCACAAACGCACGCCGAGCCUUGUGCCCGCGUCCUCUAACCCCCAUGCACCGACGGGGUGGUUCCAUUAUGACGGCUACUGGGGCGACCGCCUGUACACCUUGGCAGAUAUCCGGCAAUGGCGCCUCUUUGGACAGUACCACUACGUUACUGGGCCCAGCGGGCCGAAGUACAAGCAACUUGACCGAUCCAAGGUGUGCCAGAGACCCCAAUGUCGGAUUCUAUACAAGCUUGAUCCAAAGGGGACCUGGUACUAG